Periophthalmus magnuspinnatus is the source of this 2761-nucleotide messenger RNA. RefSeq lists its product as uncharacterized. The transcript is spliced from 4 exons. Bases 372 to 1286 code for a protein of 304 amino acids. NCBI's taxonomy places the organism in Eukaryota, Metazoa, Chordata, Actinopteri, Gobiiformes, Gobiidae. The record is from RefSeq and is a predicted model, not a curated record.
AGGGACUUUCAGGGCUGUGGGGGACCGGGACACUGGGACACCCGGCUGCUUAGUACAGUACACAGAAAUGACUUGUGGAAUUAAUUUGGGGAUCCUGCUGAUUUUCUUUCUUCAGGCGGUGCAUGUCUGCCGUUUAUGGGUGUUGCCAGGCGGUGAAGACUCCCGGGCAGAAGGCACCAACUCACCAGUUGGCCGCUCUCAUCUGCGUGGCAGACCCCAGGAUGAAUUCAGACAGGCCGUUGUGGUCAAAAGCAGUUCAACAGACAGCGGGCCCAACCAGGGACUGUACAACCAAUGGUAUACCCACACUGCCUCACACGCCUAUCCACUGAAAUAUUACCACAGCUCCCAAACAAAUCAAACUGUACAAUAUGGACACCAAGUAUGGAAGAGUCCCACCUGAACAUGCCUUCAGCCCGUCUUCUCACAUUGCUAGUGGAAGUUCUGUGAGCAAGUGUGACUCUUCUAACCAGCACAUUAUUGUUCUCAGGACAUGGUCUGGCCAGCAGGGUGGUCCACAGAGUGGUCAGCAGGGAGCUCUGCUUACCAGCCACAAUGCAUACAGACAACCAGACAGCCAUCGUUCAGAGCAGAAUCUCUUGUCCCGGUCGGACUCCCUUCAGCCUGCAGCCUGGAAACCCCACAGUGUGGCCAACUCUUACCAAAAGCCUGGUUUAGACGCAAGCGUUCAGCUGACCGGCCUGAAUGGGAAUGAUGGUGUAAUUCUACCAAAGGAGUAUACCAAAGCAACAUCAGGGCUCUCACGUGGCAGGAAAGUGUAUCGAAAUGGUGGCUCUGGAAAAAACACAUACCCCAAGACUCAAACCAUUCCUAAAGUAUCUCCACUCCAUGAGCAAUACCAGCCUCUCUCCAGGCAGUUUGGUCUUCACCAGUCUCAAACUUCAGCCUACAACCAGAAUCCUCAGCCAUUUCCACUCCAAACUGGUGUAAAUCUGGCCCCUGUGCACAUCAGGGGUCCAGAGAUGCAGAGCAGGAGACUAGGCCCAGGACAGCGCUUUGCCCCUACUAGACUCCACUACAUCCCACAGCUGUUCGGAGGUCAUAACAUUAAACGGCUGGGGGAUGAGCAGACUUUAGAGCAGACCACUACAACACAAAGGUCAAAGAAGCCAGUGACUUAUCCAAUCAAAACGUACACAUUCCCCCCUCGUCACACGCAGUCCUACAUGCCACAGCGGCCGGUUCUUCACCAGAAGAGCAAGUGGCUGAGGAUACGGUCCCAUCAGCUAACAGGUGCAGCUGGAGUUUUUGGACAAUCGUUUUGAAAAAUGGUAUACUGUUGAUGCCUCUAAUUGGACUUACUGCCAUCUGGUGUACUAAAGUUUCUCAUCUGGACCAUAUGAAGGGUUUUGUUUUGUUUUUUUGUUUAGUUUUUUUUUUUAUAAAACUAAUGGGAGUGUUUACACCUUGAGCUCAAACACGAACUACUUAAACAAAACGUUAACCUCAUUAAUGCUUGAUCUGAAAACCAUUCCCUCUAUUUGAUACAAUUGUUCAAUCAAGGUGUACUUUUUUAAAUAAACAUGUUGUGCUUGAUUUAUUUUUUUCCUCUUGUAUAACUUUAAAUGUUAAUGUAGUCCUAGUCAACUUCAGCUUAUUUAUCCUGUUUAAAGACCCCUUCAUUGUUUAGACCUAGUGCUUUCAUAUGGGGUAUUGGAUUGCGUUUUGUUUUAUUGAAACCAGCGUGACUUGGCUCUUCACUGCUUCUAUUAAAAGUAAAACGUAUGUGAGUGGUAAUGUACUGUUACACUGAAUGAUUUUGACUACUUUGCUGUACGAAAUGCUUUAACACCUCCAAUCAGUGUAGAAUACAUCACUGACAGCAGGUGCUCUUCAUGAUAGUUCCUGAAAUCCAACAGAUGUCUUCUAAGCCUGAGACAACUUCAGGUGUCUCUGCAAAUACACUUCUAUUUGCUUAAUUUGUCUGGAACAUUGUAAACUGAGGUGUUUUGACCUUCUGUUCUGACAGCUGUGAUUUGGAUGUUAUCACUCAUUAAAAUCCAGUGUAAAUGUAAAGUGAUGGAAACAUACUGUUGUGGUUUAGCAUACAGGUGCAGAUCUCACAUACGCAGCUCCAGGUGGUCCCACAGCAGGUGCAUUAAGAUUAUUAUGCUCACAAAUUAUACCUCCCAUAGUUGUUUAUUCUAACUGUUUUAAUAUGGGAAAUUGUAAGUACUCUAAACAUUGACUUGCAAAAUACAGCAGUUGCUUUCAUUCAAUGUCUGCUUAUGAAACCAUGUAACUAAAGGUGGGCAGAUUAAUGAAAAUGAGUUGUAUUGAAGAUGUGCAAAAAUUGAAUAUCAUGUAAUUUGUUGACAAAUGUUGCAAAAACCACUGUUCAAACAUCUUUAAAGACACGCUACAACACACUUCUGUUGAAUAAACAUAUCUGAUUAUCAUUGGGAUACACCAAAAAUAUUCAUUUAUGUUGUCAUAACAUGCCACCUCAAUUAGGAUUUGAAAUUUUCUGGGAUCAUUGUCACAAGAUGGCGCACUAGGACAUACCCAAACACCACCUUGUUUUGCAAUGUGAUCACUGUUUGAACGUUACCAUCAUGAAUUUAAAAGUAUUGGGCAAUGUAAAAAUCGUUUUAUAUCAGUUUACAAGGACAUUUCUGAGGAGCAAAGGUGAAAAAGUAUGACUAUGAAAUUGACUAACCAUGAAUAUAAUCCAGAGUAUUUUCAGAGUUAUUGUCCUGUUUAGCCUAAAUGAGAAUAAAUCCACAGCAAACGUCUUACC